AUGUUCGCAGUUCCCGGAUGGAACGUUGCCGCGCAGGUGAAGACCCAGGUCGAGACACCGAAACCAAAAGAUUCGACCAAACCCGGGAAGAAAGCGCAGAAGAGGAAAGAGAAGCGCGAGGAGCAGCAGGUGAAUGUGGACAACCUGACAGAGCAGUGGGACAGCAUAGCCAACGGAAAAGGCGCACAGGUGGAGAAGGCCAAGAAGUCAGAGGCGGAUGGCGCAGAAGCGACAGAUGAGACAGCGCAAGAGAAGCGCGGGAAGAAGAGGAAGCGAGGAAAGGCUGGAGGUAACAAGGACAAGGAAGCGAAUGGAGAUGGUGAAAAGGGAAUCGAAGCAGAGGCUACGACGGUAGCCGAGCCUUCAAAGGUCAAGGCAGAUGCUGCGAAGCCUACUGAAGAGAAGCCUACAACGGCCGAUAACGAGUCAAAACGCGAGAAGAAGAAGCGCAGGAAGGAAUCCAAAGCCGACAAACUACUCGCCGCGAAUGCAGCCGACGCGAACUCGACCUCCGCGACUCCAGUUUUAGAGAACCUCCUUCCUGAACCCAAAGGCCUCACACCUCUACAGCGAUCUAUGCGCAGUAAGCUAGCCAGUGCGCGAUUCCGUCACCUGAACGAAGCGCUUUACACGAAGCCCUCUGCCGACAGCGCAUCUCUUUUCAAGGAAGACCCAUCAAUGUUCGAAGACUACCACCGCGGAUUCGCGCAGCAGGUCGAAGUAUGGCCAUCGAACCCUGUAGACGGAUACGUGAACAGCAUAUUAGUCAGAGGCAAGCUGCGGAACAAGGACGCCCGGAAAGACAGGAGAGGACCAGCGAAGAAUGGAGUCCGCAGAGGCCCAGGCUUCGAGGAAGAAGAGACUACAGCCAUAGCACCUCCCCGAGGCGACGCGAAACCGCUACCCAGAGACUUCAAAGGCCAUAGCACAAUCGCCGAUCUAGGCUGCGGAACAGCUUCGUUGUCGUACCGCCUACAACCCCAUCUCAAAUCUCUAAACCUCACAUUCCACUCUUUUGACUUAUCCAAACCCACGGGUCCCUCUGCCGAUCUCGUAACCAUAGCCGACAUUUCCGCCCUCCCCAUUCCUGAAAACAGCGUCGACGUAGCCAUCUUCUGCCUCGCCCUCAUGGGAACCAACUGGCUCGACUUCAUCGACGAAGCAUACCGCAUCCUCCGCUGGAAAGGUGAACUCUGGGUCUCUGAAAUCAAAUCUAGAUUCGGACGCGUAGACAAGAAGAAAGGCGGUAUACCCAUAAACUCUAUUGGCUCCCUCAAGAAGACCAUGGACAAGAAGCCUCCCAAGGCUAAGAAGGCCAAAGCGGAUAAGCCACCGGAAGAGGGACCUGUUGAUUCGGAAGACGAGGCUGAGCUUGCGGUCAAUGUAGAUGGUCAAGAGGGCAAGGAGGGAACAGAUGUUUCUGCAUUCAUCGAGGUUCUGCGAAAGCGCGGGUUCGUGCUUGAUGCUCUGCCAGAGAGACCAGGCGAUGCGAUUGAUCUCAGCAACAAGAUGUUUGUCAAGAUGCAGUUUGUCAAGGCGGCGCACCCGAGCAAGGGCAAGAACGCGAGGGAAGACCAGAAAGCAGGAGCUGUAGCGCAGAGAGGCGGGGGUAUGAAGUUUGGGCUCAAAGGAAAGAGAUUUGGUGCGGGAGAGACAAACAACGAGGGCGAUGAGAAAGAGGGAGCGGUAUUGAAGCCGUGCUUGUACAAGAUUAGGUGA
Molecule: messenger RNA, 1719 nt
Organism: Alternaria atra
Lineage: Eukaryota; Fungi; Ascomycota; Dothideomycetes; Pleosporales; Pleosporaceae
Exons: 1
Coding region: 1-1719 (572 amino acids)
Biological process (GO): ribosomal large subunit biogenesis; rRNA methylation
Cellular component (GO): nucleolus
Molecular function (GO): rRNA (adenine) methyltransferase activity
Source: RefSeq, a predicted model, not a curated record